AUGGGCCCGACAAUAUUCAUUGUCCCGGGUCUCUGGGAAGGUCCGGCUACUUACGGCCCUCUCCGGAAAGUGUUGCAUGCUCAAGGAUUGAAAACACAUGCAACUUCUCUGAAAUCUACUGGCACCAAAGCACCGCAUAACCCUUCUAUGCGUGAUGAUAUUGACAACAUCCGGGCCGCACUAAAGAAUGUUGUUGAGGAAGCCGGCGCAGACGGCGUAAUUGCGGUCAUGCAUUCGGCCGGAGGAUUCAUCGGUAGCAGCGCGUUACAGGGGUUGACGUUGCCUGCAAGAAAGGACGCCAAGAAAGUAGGCGGCGUACUCAAGAUUGUGUUUAUAGCCGCCGAUAUUGCACCUGAAGGGAGUGAUAACGGUGCAUCAUGGCUAACAAUCGUGAAGGACGAUGGCUCUGCCGUCUGUAAAGACUCCAAGAACAACCUCUUCCACGAUUUACCUGCCAAAGAUGCAGAAGAGUGGCAGAACAUAAUCCAGGUGCAACCCUCCCUGGAGCAAUGGAAAAUACCGGUGUCUUACUGUGGAUGGAGAGAUGUGCCGAGCAUCUAUGUGCUUUGCGAGCUGGACAGACUAUUGCCAGUCUCAGUGCAGGAGAUGAUGGCAGGUCUCGCAGGAAGCAAGCUAGUGCGCCUUCAAGCCGGACACAUGGCCCAAUUAAGUAUGCCUGACGCAGUUGCGAAUGUUAUACUUGAAGCGGCGGGGGCAUAA
Messenger RNA from Truncatella angustata, 720 nucleotides. Its product is annotated as Alpha/beta hydrolase fold-1. Lineage: Eukaryota; Fungi; Ascomycota; Sordariomycetes; Amphisphaeriales; Sporocadaceae. Bases 1 to 720 code for a protein of 239 amino acids. The record is from RefSeq and is a predicted model, not a curated record. The transcript has 2 exons.